AUGUCCCACACAUCGACAAAAGAUGUUCCUCGUAGCGACCCACAAGCUCCUCCACCGUCCAACGGACUGCCGAAUGGCGGGGUCGGGAUAGGGUUUGACCUUUCGGGGACAUAUGGGACCGUGGCGAUCAGCUACCACAAUGGUACUACGGUCAACGUAGCGAAGAUCAAUGCCAGCAGUCCAUAUCAUGAGACAAUGGCACGCCUAUCCCUCCACUCAUCUCAGCAUCUACACCCGCCAUACAUUAACAUGGAUGAAGAAUGGCGUGAUUAUCCCCGCCAACUGCUACGUCGCUGGCGCAAGAUGCGCGGACUUCCGGCAUCUAAUGAUGUUGGCGCUCUCAGCGGCAUGAUCACCGACCUGCGAACAGAGGCCGAGAAGUUUUUAGGCUAUAGGAUUUCGUCUGUUGUCGCGGCAGUAGUCAAUCUCGCGGCAAUCUACGGUGAAGACAUCUACGAUGCCUUUGGCUACGCUGGUCUUGAGGAUAUCCAAAUCCGACCGUUCAACUAUCCCACCUACGAAACCAUGGCCGCUGUUGCAGGGCACGGACUAGGUCUUUGUGAACACUACAUGGACAAAGAGGCAUGCGAGGCCGAAAUACGACCAAUAUCGAACAUGACAAAUGUGCUUUCAGUCCUCUAUACGCGAACUGCGCUCACGGUAUCCCUAUCCAGAACCUCCGUUGCUGCGUGGUUGUACGAGCAUGCUCCUUACAAGCUGGAAGACUUCACAUUAGGAUAUGACGCAAGACAUGAUAAUCCUCGCGAGGAAUACUGUUGGGAGGCCUUGAGAGACGCCAUACGUGCACCCAUCCUGAGAGGCUCCGUUCACAGCAGAGUCAGGCAGCCUUCCAAAGUGCUGUUGUUCGGCGAGUGCUCCGGUAAUCCAAGGUUUCGCAGGCUGCUUGAGGAAGAGAUCAUGAGCCUGUUCGGGCGCCUGCCGGAGAUCCUAGAUGAUGAGCCUGUCUUUGUGUGGGCGAGAGGUGCCGCCGAAUUCGCCAAGAGGAAGCCAUUCGACUUUUGGAAGGAUGAUGAUUUGAACGAGCAAUUGGAUCUGUGA
Coniosporium apollinis CBS 100218 is the source of this 1059-nucleotide messenger RNA. RefSeq lists its product as uncharacterized. The coding region runs from base 1 to 1059 and encodes 352 amino acids. The record is from RefSeq and is a predicted model, not a curated record. NCBI's taxonomy places the organism in Eukaryota, Fungi, Ascomycota, Dothideomycetes. The transcript is spliced from 4 exons.